GAAACUAUUUGAAGGCCGCGUCCACAGCUGGCCUUCUUCUUCCUUCCCUCCGCUUCUCCUCGGCCUCCUCCUUUCGCUCUGAAUCAAGCGAUGGGUUCAGGAAGCAGUCGCAUGGCCCCGCGGUUGCCGCGCCACCGGCCGCGACGCCGGCCGAGGCUCGGGCUCGCCGCCUUCCUCUGCGGCGGAGCCGCGGCCGUCUCUGCCGCCUCCACCUCCUCCUCCGGCUCCUCUCAGAUUGAAGAUAUGCCAACGGAGAAAUCAGUCAGUCAAGCAAGACUGGAUGGUUCUGUAUUAAAUUCUAAUAUCCAGAUCUCAGUCAAGGAGUCUUCAUUAAACUUUUCACAAGACCAUAGGCCUUCUAGCUCCACCAAUGAAAACAUGAGAAAUAAUCAAAGCAAUAAUGGCAUCAAUUGGGAUGGCUCGGAAACCUCUUGCCUGGAGAUGUUCCAACCUGAGAGGACUUCUGGUCUACCAAGUACCUCAAGGAAACCAGUUGAUAAUGUUGAUGCCGCUUUAGCAACGGUAUCAGAGGUUGCUAAUUGUGCAAAUGAUAGUUCCCAUAGCUCGCCAAGUUUCUCACGUAGCAUACAUCAACCUGAGCUUGGAGAUUUACAUGCAAAUGAGAUUGUUAACCCCUCAGAUGAUGUUGUGGGAAACCACGGUACCUAUACGGAUUACGUUUCUGUUAUUCCAAGGUUAUCCUCAACUUUGCAUUUUUCAAGUGAAGAUCAUCUAGGUGCAACCUCUUCUGGUUCAGAUGCCCAAACAUCAACUGGAUCAGGUGAGCAGAGAAAUGGAAGUCUACUUCAUGUUGAUUUGGUCAGUGUCUCUUCUGAUGUUCCCAGUGGCUCUGGGGAGGAAAUUAGUAGCGAGUCACGGAGGAAUACUAGAAGACAUUUCUGGGAUGCCUUUUCUAGACACAGUUCCAUGACUGUUGACUCGACAACACUAUCUUCAAUUUCAGAGAAUAAUGGUCUAGGAUAUCAGGACAGGUGGCUACUAGACAUUGAUGGUCAUGCUUUUAGAGAUGGGGUUGAAGAUGAUUCAUUAUACUUACGGCAGAGACACCAUGGACUAAAUGGAGUCAGUUGGCAUACGAGAUCUGAGAUAAGGGAGCGUCUUCAUUCUGGAUCUAAUAAUAAUGAUGGACAAGCAUCUUCCUGUCCAUCAGGUCUCCACCAAGAUGGCACAUGCUCUUGCACAUUGUUAAUGACUGAAGUGUCGAGCACCCGAGCCAGUAUUGCACGAAUUUUUGUGUUAGCUGAAGCUUUAUUUGAGGUUUUGGAUGAAAUUCAUCACCAGCCUGGAUCACUGUCACUUUCUGUGGUCUCAGUCCCAGCACUGGAAUCAGUUGUCAACUCCUUGCCAUCAAAGAUUCACAAAAAACUCGACACUGCUUUGAGCAAAAAUGAUGUGGAACAAUGUUACAUCUGCCUGGCUGAUUACGAGGAUGGAGACGCCGUGCGAAUACUUCCCUGCCACCAUGAAUAUCACAUGGCCUGUGUCGAUAAAUGGCUCAAAGAAAUUCAUGGUGUAUGCCCUCUGUGCCGCGGCGAUGUUACGGAAGCUGUUACAGAGAGUUUUAUCUCCAACUCAUAAAAAAGAUCCUCUGUAUAAUUAUGAUACUGUGAAUAUGCUGAUCUUGUAGCAAAUCCUAAAUGGUUCUAUUUAUUCCACUUCUUUUGGUUCACAUU
This is a messenger RNA of Musa acuminata subsp. malaccensis (wild Malaysian banana), 1694 nucleotides long. RefSeq lists its product as uncharacterized. The record is from RefSeq and is a predicted model, not a curated record. NCBI's taxonomy places the organism in Eukaryota, Viridiplantae, Streptophyta, Magnoliopsida, Zingiberales, Musaceae.